UCUUUGUCCGACCACAGACCACACUACAACCCUUUUCAUGUGGUCUACAACACUUACAAAAUCUUCUUUCAAAUUUCUUAAAUUUUGUUAACAUCAUCGUCACAAAAGACAAUCUUUCAGUCACACGCCGGACAAUAAUAAUAUAAAUGGCCGGCGUUAUAAACUUCACAUCAUUGCCACCCAUUUCCAAACCCAUCAAACAUUUUCACAAAACAAAACUGUCAUGUACCAGAAUUUCUGUUAUAAGAGCAUCAACAGAAGUUUCUGAUGAUACUUCUGUUAAAGAUGAAAAACCACAAUCUGGGCCUUCUGUGAUCACUCCUCCUCUUAACUUUAAAGCCCCUGAACCGAAACGCUUUUCGGUUCGACCCGAUAAGGUUUUCGACUUAAUUGGUGCUAGUUUUAAUCUUUUGUUUCGGUUAGGGACUGGUGUUUUUGUUGAUGGGUACUCGGUUUCUUUUGUUCCCAAGAAUGAGUAUCCAUCUGGUCAGUAUGGUCUUGAAUUUGGAGGCUACGUAGCAAAAGAGACCUCAAAACUAGGCCCCAGACCCGCCAAGCCUAUUGAGUUAUACGAAUUUGAAGGCUGCCCUUUCUGUCGGAAAGUAAGGGAAAUUGUUGCGGUGUUGGAUCUUGAUGUAUUGUAUUAUCCUUGCCCAAGAAAUGGUCCAACUUUUCGUCCCAAGGUUGGCCAGAUGGGUGGGAAACAAAUGUUUCCUUACAUGGUAGAUCCGAAUACCGGAGUUUCCAUGUAUGAAUCAGAUGACAUUAUAAAGUAUCUUGUCCAGAAAUACGGUGAUGGAAAUGUGCCAUUAUCUUUGUCACUUGGCUUGCUGACAACUUUAAGUGCGGGGUUUGCCAUGAUCGGACGUAUGGGGAAGGGGAGCAUCUAUACCAAGGCAAAGAUGCCACCACAACCUCUUGAAGUGUGGUCGUAUGAGGCAUCACCCUUUUCCAAACUCGUGCGUGAAGUACUUGUAGAGUUGGAGCUACCACAUAUUCUUCACAGUUGUGCUCGUGGCAGCCCAAAACGGCAGGAUUUAUAUGCAAGGGUUGGCCACUUCCAGGCACCUUAUCUAGAAGAUCCAAACACGGGGGUGAAAAUGUUUGAGAGUGCUGAAAUCGUGGAAUAUCUAAGAGCUACUUACGCUCUUUAAGGUUCUUAUUGAUCAACUCUUGCUGUAAGCAGUUUAAAAGACCUUGAAAGAACACUUUCUUGCAAAGCUAUAUAGCGGUAGAAAUAUACUUGAAUAGUAACAUCAGAGGGCAUUUGUAUGAAAAGUUUGAAGUUAGUGUCUACAAGUUCCCACAAAUACAAUGUAAUGAUGUAUGUAUAGAUGAAAAAUACUUGAAGAUAGUUCUCAUAUGAUACUGGAUUUAAGUUAAUGUUCAUACUUGACUAUAUCCUUUUACUAGUUUAUCAUUA
This is a messenger RNA of Erigeron canadensis, 1423 nucleotides long. RefSeq lists its product as uncharacterized. Gene Ontology annotation, cellular component: chloroplast. The transcript has 12 exons. The record is from RefSeq and is a predicted model, not a curated record. The coding region runs from base 147 to 1154 and encodes 335 amino acids. Lineage: Eukaryota; Viridiplantae; Streptophyta; Magnoliopsida; Asterales; Asteraceae.